GUGCACGGUGCACCAACCAGCCAGCGACACUCCCUCAUCCUCAAACUGGACGGUGCAAGGUCUCCCCGGAACUCCCACAGCCGUAGCGGCUGUCAACGUUUAAAAAUUGGGUUUCGGUCCAAUAAUAUGGAAAAAGACGGAUGGAAAUACUGAUGACAGUCCGAAAGAUCGCCUCGAUUUGUACGAUGGGCGCCAAUGCCUCUGCUUUGGAGAAGGAGAUUGGACCAGAACAGUUUCCCGUUAAUGAACACUACUUUGGAUUGGUCAACUUUGGGAACACCUGCUACUGUAACUCUGUGCUGCAGGCCCUCUACUUCUGCCGUCCGUUCAGGGAGAAGGUCUUGGCCUACAAGGUCCAGCCCAGACGUAAAGAGUCACUGCUCACCUGUCUUUCUGACCUCUUCAACAGCAUCGCCACGCAGAAGAAGAAGGUGGGAGUCAUCCCUCCCAAGAAGUUCAUCUCACGUCUGAGGAAAGAAAAUGAACUGUUUGACAACUACAUGCAACAGGAUGCCCACGAGUUCCUCAACUACCUCCUCAACACCAUCGCUGACCUGCUGCAGGAGGAGGAGAAGAGCCAGGAGAGACAGCAGAAUGGAAAACUGUUACAGAACGGAGGAGGAGGAGUUGGGGGCAGCAGCGGGACGGGAGGAGGACAGGGCGAGGAGGGGGAGAAGACACAGCAGACCUGGGUCCACGAGAUCUUCCAGGGAACCCUAACAAACGAGACGCGCUGCCUCAACUGUGAAGCUGUGAGCAGUAAAGACGAAGACUUCCUGGACCUGUCUGUAGAUGUUGAGCAGAACACCUCCAUCACACACUGUCUCAGGGGUUUCAGCAACACAGAGACACUAUGUAGUGAAUACAAGUACUACUGUGAACAGUGUCGGAGUAAACAGGAAGCACAGAAAAGGAUGCGUGUGAAGAAGCUCCCUAUGAUCCUGGCCUUACAUCUGAAGAGGUUUAAAUACAUGGACCAGCUGCAGCGCUACACCAAGCUGUCCUAUCGCGUUGUCUUCCCUCUGGAGCUCCGCCUCUUCAACACCUCAGGUGACGCCACCAACCCCGACCGCAUGUACGAUCUGGUCGCUGUGGUCGUCCACUGUGGAAGUGGUCCAAACCGUGGUCAUUACAUCACCAUAGUGAAGAGUCACGGGUUCUGGCUCCUGUUUGAUGAUGACAUCGUAGAGAAAAUCGACGCCCAGGCGAUCGAGGAGUUCUACGGUCUAACGUCGGACAUUUCCAAGAACUCUGAGUCCGGUUACAUCCUGUUCUACCAGUCCCGGGACUGAACCAGCCAAUGGGAUUUGGACUCAGCAUAGGGAGGGGCUUGGGCUACCACAGGCCCCGCCCAGCCCACCAUCCGUUAUAAAUAUUCAGGCUUUACAGCAGAGCUUUGCACUGUGGAGCAGCAGGAAGACGGAUGGAGGAUCUUCAGCAGACAGGAGCCAACGAUGGCCGAGCAACCCAUCAGUGUGACAGGAUAUGCCUUUAUUGGAGAAGAAGAUCAGCGACCAGGGAUUGUUAUGCUUCGUCAUAGUCAUCAUCAUCCUAGUCAAGAUCAUCCUGAUGGUCUUUCUCUCUAUGAUUUGACGGUAGAUUAGAAAAUAUGUUUGCUUGGCUAGCUCGCCGCUUACAUAGCGUGUCGUCAUUACUGGUGUCCUUGUCAUACAUAGUGCCACUGCGGUGGUGUUAAACAGCAGUUUGGUUGGAUGAAAAGUAGAUCUGCCAUUUCCAGAAUGUUCUCCUCUUCUUUGUUGUUGGUUUGGAGAAUGGGGUGGAGAGAAUAUUUUGGUCCCUUUUUGCAGCUCAGCAGGCCAGUGUUAUAUUAUGGUUUGGAUGCCAAAAGCUGCACAAAUAUCUGUUUUUGAAGGGACACGUGUGCUCUCUUGCUUCCCUCUGGCAACAACAGCAAACUACACCACACGCACUACAAAACGCCUGCCAACCACAUAUGUAUGUUGCCUGUCUCCUAAUCAAGCAAGUUCCUCCAUUGGUGUCAAUGGCAGUGUUUCAAAUGGCACCCUAUUUAUUUAUCUAGUGCACUCCAAACGUACUGCACUAGAUAUGGAGUAGGUUCUCAUUUAGCUCCUCCACUUCCUGUCACCUGAUCUGAACCUUCCAAUCAGAGCCUGUUGUUUUUUGAACGCACAAGUUAACCAAACAUAGCUGCUGUUUGGUAAUGUUCAGUAUGUGUUACACUGCCAGUUGGAGUAAAUAACUUCACUCUUUAUAGUCUACGUCCCAAUAUCUAUACCAGUACACUGCUAAGUAUGCAUGCCCAAUAUAUUCUAAGUAGUAUGCUAGUGCAGAUUUUGGAACGCAACUGAUUUCUCUCAACAGAGAGCAACAUGGAAUAUGGCCCUCUAUUCAUAAAGCUUCUCCGAGUAGGAGUGCUGAUCGAGUAUUGGUUUGGCCAUGUAGAUCGUAACCAAUCAGAUUCUUAUGGACAGGGACCUGAUCCUAGAUCAGAGGUUUUAUGAAUACAGGUCCUGAUCCAUAGCUCUGACAUGGGAGGUGUUUUAUAUUUUGUAUUAGCUCGGACGAGAGUGGGUCCUGUGUUAAGUUGAAUGUACAGUAAGGAACUGGCUUCUCAUUGGUUGGCCCGUACACAGGUCCUGGGGUCUCAACCUAUCCUGACCAGUACUAGUUAUAUAUCUGAACCUCAAAUGGCACCCUAUUCCCUACAUAGUGCACUAUUUUUUACUUUGGCUUGUAGGGUCUCAUAGGCGCAUUUGGAGUGUGGGAGAGUUAAACUCAUUAACUUAGGCCUACUGUAGACCUAUCUACCUAGUAAACACUAGUACACUCCUCUAGCCUAUAGGCUACUAUCUACCUAGUAAACACUAGUACACUCCUCUAGCCUACAGGCUACUAUCUACCUAGUAAACCCGAGUACACUCCUCAGAGCCUAUAUGGUUCUCUCUCUGAGUCACAAAGGAUACCCUGUUUCUCGUGUGUAUUAAACUGUGGUUUGCCCCCUUU
This is a messenger RNA of Oncorhynchus masou masou (cherry salmon), 2985 nucleotides long. Its product is annotated as ubiquitin carboxyl-terminal hydrolase 12-like. The transcript is spliced from 10 exons. Gene Ontology annotation, cellular component: cytosol; nucleus. Gene Ontology annotation, biological process: protein deubiquitination. The record is from RefSeq and is a predicted model, not a curated record. Gene Ontology annotation, molecular function: cysteine-type deubiquitinase activity. The coding region runs from base 141 to 1292 and encodes 383 amino acids. NCBI's taxonomy places the organism in Eukaryota, Metazoa, Chordata, Actinopteri, Salmoniformes, Salmonidae.